This is a messenger RNA of Eruca vesicaria subsp. sativa (arugula), 327 nucleotides long. The record is from the annotation of a GenBank genome assembly. NCBI's taxonomy places the organism in Eukaryota, Viridiplantae, Streptophyta, Magnoliopsida, Brassicales, Brassicaceae.
AUGGCACCGAAGAAGGACAAAGUUCCACCACCAUCCUCUAAACCCGCCAAAUCCGGCGGCGGAAAGCAGAAGAAAAAGAAGUGGAGCAAAGGAAAGCAAAAGGAGAAAGUGAACAACAUGGUUCUCUUCGAUCAGGCUACCUACGACAAGCUUCUCUCUGAAGCUCCUAAGUUCAAACUCAUCACUCCUUCCAUUCUCUCUGACCGUCUUCGGAUCAAUGGGUCACUUGCUAGGAAGGCCAUUAGAGAUUUGAUGGCUAAAGGAUCAAUCAGAAUGGUCUCAACUCACUCAAGCCAGCAGAUUUACACUAGAGCUACCCACAACUAA